This is a messenger RNA of Manis javanica (Malayan pangolin), 3395 nucleotides long. The record is from RefSeq and is a predicted model, not a curated record. Lineage: Eukaryota; Metazoa; Chordata; Mammalia; Pholidota; Manidae.
CCUCAUCAGCCCCAUUUUCCUUUUCCCAAGGUCUGGAUGUACACACAGCAAUGCCGGAGUAGGGAGUAGCAGGUGGGGAACAACAUAAGCUUCCCGUUCCCAUGGGAAGUGUUCCAUUCAGGGGCUAACUGAACACUCACCUGCUACCUUCCCAUUUUUGCAGAGAAGAAAACCAAGGCUCAAAAAGAGAUUGGGCUAGCCCAGAGUCAGGGGCAGAGGAAAAGGCCAAAUUAGAACCUGCUCUGGCUCCCAGCCUGGCCCACUCUAUUUGCUCUACCUCCGGGUCUCUAGUGCCCACUGGAUGUGGUGGCGAUCUAUGUAUUAAUCUUGUCCCUGCUUCUUCCCAGCCAAAUGACUUUGGACGAAUCAUGUAAAUUCAGCCUCAUUCCAAACACUUUAUGCUAAUUGUUCCACCACCAUGAAAUAUGUGUUAUUAUUGGCUCCAUUUUGAGGAAACAGAGGGUCACGGUAAAGGUACUUACUCAAAGACAUAUGGUUGCUUUAAUGCCAGUUAAAUGGGGUAUCUUAGUAGGCAGCCCUCACAGUGCCCUACAAGCAACUGGUGCUCGGUAUAUGGUCACUAUUACUAUUUCUUAUAAGGAAGUGAGUGACCCUGCAGGUCUCUGGAUGCCCUCCGGGCCCGUGGCCAUCCAGCCUGCCUGCCACAUGACAUGAGCGGUACUAUCUUUAGCCAGGGAGAUAUUUAUAUCCCCGAGGGAAGUUCUGUCCGCUACGGGGGAGCCCGGGAGUCAGUGGCCUCUGAAUCCAGUCCCCAAGCGGCGGCCCCCGCCCCUCCCUCUAGCCAUGCCGCGGGGCCCGGAGGCCACGGUGCAGGUGUGGGUGGGCGGCCAGCUCUUCCAGGCAGAGCAGGACCUGCUAGUGGAGCACUGCGGCUUCUUCCGCGGCCUCUUCCGCUCGGGCAUGCGGGAGGCGCGCGAGGCCGAGGUGCGCCUGGGCACGCUGAGCGCCGACGGCUUCCGCACCACGUUGCAGGUGCUGCGCGGCGAGCGGCCCGUGCUGGCGGAGGCCGACGAGCUGCUGCAGGCGGUGGAGUGCGCUGCCUUCCUGCAGGCGCCGGCGCUGGCGCGCUACCUGGAGCACAGCCUCACAUCAGACAACUGCGCGAUACUGUGCGACGCGGCCGCCGCCUUCGGCCUGCAAGGCGUGUUCCACAACGCCGCGCUCUUCAUCCGCGACGGCGCGCGCGAGCUGGCGGCUGAGCUGGCUCUGCCCGAGGCCCGCGCCUACGUGGCGGCGCUACAGCCCAGCAGCUACGUGGCCGUGAGCACGCACACGCCCGCACCUGGCUUCCUGGAGGACGCGUCGCGCACAGUGUGCUACCUGGACGAGGAGGAGGACGCGUGGCGCACGCUAGCCACUCUGCCCCUGGAGGCCAGCACGCUGCUGGCAGGCGUAGCCACGCUGGGCAACAAGCUCUACAUCGUGGGGGGCGUGCGGGGCGCCAGCAAGGAGGUGGUGGAGCUGGGCUUCUGCUACGAUCCCGACGGCGGCACCUGGCGCGAAUUUCCCAGCCCACAUCAGCCGCGCUACGACACGGCGCUGGCCGGCUUUGAUGGCCGCCUCUACGCGAUCGGCGGCGAAUUCCAGAGGAUGCCCAUGAGCUCCGUGGAGCGCUAUGACCCGGUGGCGGAAUGCUGGAGCUUUGUGGCCGACUUGCCGCAGCCGGCUGCAGGCCCGCCCUGUGCGCAGGCGUGUGGCCGCCUCUUCGUGUGUCUGUGGCGGCCGGCUGCCACCACGGCCGUGGUGGAGUACACAGUGCGGGCAGAUACCUGGCUAUCCGUGGCCGAACUGCGGCGUCCACAGAGCUACGGCCACUGCAUGGUGGCCCACCGCGACAGUCUCUAUGUGGUGCGCAACGGCCCUUCCGACGACUUCCUACACUGCGCCAUCGACUGCCUCAACCUGGCCACGGGCCAGUGGACGGCGCUUCCUGGCCAGUUCGUCAACAGCAAGGGAGCGCUCUUCACGGCCGUGGUGCGCGGCGACACAGUCUACACCGUCAACCGCAUGUUCACGAUGCUCUAUGCCAUCGAGGGCGGCACCUGGAGGCUGCUCAGGGAGAAGGCCGGCUUCCCGCGGCCGGGCUCCUUGCAGACCUUUCUCCUGAGGCUGCCUUCUGGCGCCCCAGGGCCUGUGGCCUCGACAACCCCAGAACUGUGAGCCCUAGAAGCCCAGGGUCACAGUUUGGAGGAGUACCAAGAGACUUCCCUGAGCCGUGGCUGAAUCUGUGAAGCUGGCCUUGGGAGCUGCUGGGAACUUCGCUCUCCAUGGUUUAGCUGUCUGGCUGGGUCUUGUUCCUCUGGUGGUGUGAACAUGUCGGAGAAGCUCAGAGCAACGACGAUACUGGGGCCUGAGCCCUCAAAUUACUUGGGCUCUGCAGAGAGCUGGAACAGCAGCAAGUGAACUGUGCUGGUGGGAGACACAGCUGUCAGCAGACAGGCCACCUCUGAGGAUGCCGAUCCUGGGACUCGUCCCAGCAGGGGAGAGGCCCUCGUGACUCUGCCCCGGCUGGAGCGGGGAUUCUACCCCAGUCACACAAAGACGGGGGCCGUCUGCCUGGCAUCUCACCAGCUAACAGCAGGUAAAGGGGGCCUUGUGGCCACAGGGUCUUGGAGCAGGGUAUAAGCUUCUCAUCCAACCCCUCUUUUUCCAGGCAGGAAAGGGAAGUCAAGGGGGACAAGUAUCUCACCUGGAGACACACUUACUACAAUGCAGCUCAAACCUGCAUCUCUAGAAUCCUCUUCCUGUUACACCGUGCUUCAUCUCUUGUGCUGUCUCCAGGACACCGCAAACACUUCCGAGCACCUCUGCUAGCCACAAGCCGUGCCAGGCACUGGGGACAGAGAGCCAAACCAGGUUUGGUCCUUGCCCCCAGGGCUCACAGUGGCAUGAAGGAGGCAGACCCACUGGCAGUUACAGGAACACAAGGUGAAGAACUCCUGACCACCCUGCCAGGCCCAGCCCAACUGUGUCCCCUCUAGGAGACGCCUGUGCCACCCUGAGGCCGGUCCCUCGGCCUGGCCCGUGCUCCUGCAGCGCGGAGUCUCACCUCUGCCUGGAGGCUGCCCUCCCUGCACCGGAACUGGUGGCUCGUGAGCUUUCUGUCCCCAUGGUGGAGCCCCGGAUGCCUCUCCCUAGAUCGCCCCUCCUCCUUGUGCCCAGCAAGGUUCUGCGGAGGUUCAUGGACUUGCGUCACUGCUGAGGGUAUCAGAGUCUGUGACUAAGCCCUGUCCUGGGGCUGGUCUGUCCUGGGUCCCCGGCCCCCCACGCCCCAGCUUCCAUCCUUCUGCCCUCACCGAGCGCCUAGUUAAUGUCACUGCUCAGCCUGGAAACAUUUUCUUAAUGACAGAAAUAAAUAAAAAAAUAAAACCAGA